Messenger RNA from Oxyura jamaicensis (ruddy duck), 992 nucleotides. Its product is annotated as C-factor-like. The transcript is spliced from 7 exons. NCBI's taxonomy places the organism in Eukaryota, Metazoa, Chordata, Aves, Anseriformes, Anatidae. The coding region runs from base 16 to 792 and encodes 258 amino acids. The record is from RefSeq and is a predicted model, not a curated record.
GGCAGGAGAAGCGAUAUGGGAGAGCUUCAUGUCCGCUCCGUUCUGGUGACUGGAGCCAACCGAGGAAUCGGCCUGGGGUUUGUCCGGCACCUGCUGGGGCUGCCAAACCCACCCGAGUGGGUCUUUGCAGCCUGUCGGGACCCCAAGGGACAGCGAGCACAGGAGCUGCAGAACUUGGCUUCCAAGCACCCCAACCUGGUCCUCGUCCCACUCGAAGUCACCAAGCCCGCCAGCAUCAAGGCAGCUGCAGCCAGCGUCGAGGAGCACCUCAAGGGCUCAGGUCUCAACCUCCUCAUCAACAAUGCUGGCAUGCUGGUUUACAAGACACUUGACACCGAGACACAGGAGGACAUGUCCCAGGUGUACGCCACCAACACCAUUGGGCCCUUGCUGAUGAGCCAGGCAUUCCUACCCCUGCUGAAGAAGGCUGCCCAAGGGAGCCCCGGCUCAGGGCUGAGCUGCAGCAAGGCAGCCAUCAUCAACAUUUCCAGCAUUGGUGGUUCCAUCAAGGAAGUCUAUUUAUGGAAAUCUGUACAAUGUGUCUCGUAUCGCUGCAGCAAGGCUGCUCUGAACAUGCUCACCAAGUGCCAGUCCUUGGGCUACCAGGAACACGGCAUCCUCUGUGCUGCUCUCCAUCCUGGCUGGGUGCAGACGGACAUGGGGAGCGCAGCUGGACACACGGUAGGAGCUUUACCACGGCAGGUCCAUCCGAGCCCCUGUGCUGGUUUUCCAUGGGAGGCUGUUGUCACCCCGAGCUACAUGUUUUUCCUCUGCCCCUGCAGCCCCCCGUGACAGUAGAUGAGAGCGUAGGAGGGAUGCUGAAGGUGAUCUCCUCCCUCUCUGAGAAGGACACCGGGACCUUCCUGGACUGGGAAGGGAAAGUUGUGCCCUGGUGAGAUGCUGGCCCAGCCUCGUGCCCAGAUCCUGGCAGUGGUCCCUUUGCUGCUACACUGAGUUGUGCCUGUGUCUUAAUAAACUUGUAUCUGCAAGAA